AUAUAAAUGGAGGUGGGAAAAAUUGUGCCACACUUUACAAGAGCAUCUGGAUUUAUUCAGUAAUCAAAAAUGCUGUGGAAAAGUUUUGCACUUUUCAUCGGCAUCUGCCUAGCUCAGGGUUCUGCACAGACACCACAGGGAGAAAUACAGUUGACAUCGAUAAGCCUCCCCACGGAAUGUGUAAUGGACCCGUUGCAAAAGCAGUUGUGCGACUAUCGAGUGCAGUUGCUGGAGGAAAAAUCGAAUGUCGUGGCGAGUCUAAUAGAAGCGGAAAGAUCAAAGUGGAAAAUCACCAUAGACAGUUUGACUGAAAACUGUGAUUUGGAGGCGGCUAUAAUUGAGGAGGAGAUCAAGUGCCUUAAGAAAGAGCAAACCCUCAAAGACUUAAUUUGUGAUAUGAAGUUGAAAGAGAGAAAUAACGGCACGGAUUAUGUGGACCAACGCUUGCAAGAUUUGUUAGAAACAAUCAACAAGACGAUUGUGGACAAUAAUAAACCUGAUCUUCCGCAAGGGGAAUACGCCAAGAAGCUUGUGACGCGCCCAACAGGCAAAUAUUAUUUGAGCACUGUGCAGGUGAACUGGCACAUGGCGUGGAAGUUAUGCCAUCAAAAUGGCCUUCAAUUGGCCACUCCAGACACACAGGCGAAAAAUAAUGACUUGCUAGAAUUAAUGGCUGGCAGGGGCCAAAGCGGUGACUUCUGGUUUGCCGGCACAGAUUUAGGUUCAGAGGGCCAAUUUUACUGGUACACAAAUGGAAAACAAGUUGGACCAUUUCAUUAUUUCCCGAAGUUCAACGAGACUCACGACAGGGAGCCCAACAACGCGUUCGGCAAUGAAAACUGUCUCUGCUACACUGCAAGACUCUCCGGCACUAAUGGUCGCGUUUGGAAUGAUGUGGACUGCUUAGGUACUGGAUUGAGGUUCAUUUGUGAACUUGCCUCCUAAGUUUAAAUUGACUUAAGCUAACAAUCGGCCCAAAUAUAAAAUAAAUAAAUAAAGUGUUGAUAACAAAAAAUUUGAAGUGAAUAAGGAUUUUUAUGCACAUCAAAUUUUUUUAAAACUUAAUUUUAAUAAAGCGUCAAAGCUAGAAAACAUAAGAAAUUUUUUUCGUGAAAUAUAAUUGUAGUGAAUGUAUUAUUUUGUCUAUUAUCUGAUAAACUUGCUCCACAGUAGAGAACGAGUUUGAAAUAAAUUAAAAAAUAAGAAUUUCACAGCUAGCAAAAGAUCUAAAAGCAUUCUUCUAAUUGCCUUUUUCAGAAUCGGAUUAAUUAUUUUGAGUUUUGAACGAUUUGGCCAAGUUUUGCCCAAAAAAUAUGAAAUAAAAUGUAAUCUGCUUGAAAUUGAAUUAAUUAUUCCAAAAUAAAACAGUUUUAUUAUUAUUAUUAUUAUUGUUUAUUCUUCUCGGUCAAUACAAAAAUUUAAAUUGGAAAAAAGAGAAGAAAGGGUUUACAACUAGCAGAUGUCUGCUAAAACGCCCGACAUCAAAACAUCUUUUCUAUAAUUUUAUUAAAUUAUUGCAGCAAACAGCAUAUCGCUGCCAAAAUUUUCUAAUUAUUUCAAUAAAACCAAGCGAAAAAACAGUCUGUAAAUUGUCCUAAACGACUUUUUUUUAUCAUGUAACA
Molecule: messenger RNA, 1622 nt
Organism: Neocloeon triangulifer
Lineage: Eukaryota; Metazoa; Arthropoda; Insecta; Ephemeroptera; Baetidae
Exons: 7
Coding region: 70-945 (291 amino acids)
Biological process (GO): biological process involved in interspecies interaction between organisms
Cellular component (GO): external side of plasma membrane
Molecular function (GO): carbohydrate binding
Source: RefSeq, a predicted model, not a curated record